Candidula unifasciata is the source of this 7113-nucleotide messenger RNA. The record is from the annotation of a GenBank genome assembly. NCBI's taxonomy places the organism in Eukaryota, Metazoa, Mollusca, Gastropoda, Stylommatophora, Geomitridae.
AAAUUAGAUGAAGAGAUCUUUUCUAAACAAGCUCAGUUCAAAGAACUCCAAAAUAUGGCCACUAAAGUCCAGUCACCAGAUGCACGGCUCACAAAUCAAAGCACCCAAUUAGCAACUAAAUAUGAGACUCUAAAAAAUCAGGCAAGAGAUGUAAUUAUCAAGUGGGAGGAUUUUGUAGAAGAGCACUGUGCUUUCAGUGACAACUAUAAACACUGUGUUGAGUGGAUAGACACACUGAGGAGUAGACUCAACAUUUGUGGCGAGCUAGCAUAUGACAAGCAGGAAUUGGAAGCUCACUUGGUUCAGCUACAGGAGCUGUCUGCUGAGAAAAAUGAAGGAGCAAACCACAUCCAUCAGACAAUAGAAAGUGGAGAGCGCUUGUUUUCCAGUACAUCUGCACUUGGUAGAGAUAUUAUCCGUGAAGAUAUUCGGAAACUUCGAGAUGAUUGGGAAGCUUUGACUGAUGACAUGAAUGCGAUCCACCAAAGAUUAAAUAUGAACCUCAAUCAGUGGCAGACUUUUGAUGAAAACUCUGGUAACUUCAAAAGAUGGCUGCUUGAUAUGGAAACAUUGCUGAAGAAAGACUCUUAUUUGCAGGCUACACUUCCUGAAAAGAAAGCUCAAUUGCAGAACCAUAAGGUUCUACAUCAAGACAUUUUAUCUCGUGAACACAUCAUUGACAGCUUGAGACAGAAAGCCCAUGCUCUUACCGAGUCUUCUCAAUCAGGAAAGGUCAUCAGCUUUGUUGAAGAACUGAAACACAGGUAUGACAGUGUCUGCCAGAGAUCCAGGGAUGUCCUAGACAAGCUGGAGCACUCAGUACACGAUCACCAACAGUACCAGGAUGCUGCUCAGGAUUUCAGUGACUGGUUAAUCACUGCUCGUGACAGACUUGAGGCAUGUUCUGACAGAUCAGGUGAUAAAGUGUCACUUCAAGGAAAGAAGGAACAGUUGAAGGGGUUUGCAGCCAGUGUUAAAAACGGAGAAGCUAAAUUGGCUGCUGCUAAAAAGCUUGCUAUUGCAACCUCAAAGAAUACUUUACCGCAGGGGCAGGAGGUGGUGAAGAGAGAGCUGGAUCAUCUCCAGAGAGAAUGGGAAGAUUUCUGGAACCUCUUGGCACAUACAGAAUCUUCUCUCAACCAGACUUUGAACAUGUGGGAACAUGUUCACUCAAAAUUUGAACAGUGUACUGCUUGGAUAAAUGAUAUAGAGCAAAAGGUAAAAGACAAUGAACUUAGAGAUACAGCUGUGGAGAAAGAGAAACAGCUGAGCAAAUUCAAGAAGCUGCGUGAAGAGAUUAUUGCCCACCAGGCACAGAUGGACACAUUUACAGAUGAUGCUCAGAAUUUGAUGCAUGUGAGCUGUGAUGUGAGACUGGCUGCACAGGUGUCUCAGCUCAGUAACAAAUACCAGGGACUUCUGUCUCAUAUCAAAGACGUGAUCACCAAAUGGGACAGACUGGUUCAGGAACACCAGCUUUACAAUUGUCGAAUGCAUGACUUUCAAGAAUGGAUUUCUGCAGCCAAUCAAAGACUUCAAGAAUGCACACAGCCUGUGCAGGAUCACAUAUCUUUACAAGAGAAAAAGUCCAUCAUUCUGAUACUAAUAAGUGAAAGUGACCAUGGUCAUAGAAAGCUCAGCUCAGCACUGGAGUCAGGGGAACAGUUAUAUCCAGAUACUUCAGCAGCAGGAAGAGAGACAAUUCGUGGUGAACUGCGAAUGGCUAAGCAGAGCUGGGAAACUGUUCAGUCAGACUUAAAUGAUGCACAGCGUCAUAUAGAUUUAUGCCUGCAUCAGUGGUCUUCAUACAGUGAUGGAAGGGACCAGUUCAUCAAGUGGUUGACUGAAAUGGAGGCAGCACUUUUUGCAGAUGUAGACUGGAAGAGCACACUUCAGGAGAAAAGACAUCAGUUACAGGCUCACUUGAACAUUUUCCAAGAAAUAACAUCUCAUCAAAGAGUUCUUGAUUCGCUGAUACUGAAAGCCCACGGUAUACUACAGAUUACCAAGAGCCCCGAAGUCUCAGAAUUCAUCACCACUGUCAGCUCACAGUAUGAGAAACUCAGAACAGAUGCUGAUAAUCUGGUACAUAGAUCAGAACAACUUGUUGCUAUACAUCAGCAGUAUCAGGAUAGCUUGCAAGCUGCCUUAGACUGGAUAACAGUUAUAAAAGAUAAACAAGCUUUCUGUGUUGACGUUGGGGGAGAUAAGCACGCUGUUGAAAACAAACUGGAUAAACUCACUGCAUUAAUGGUCUCUGUGGCAGACGGUGCCAGGAAACUGGAAACAUGUGAACAUCUUGCUGAGCUUACAAUGGAGAAUUCUGGCCUGAAAGGUCGUGUGACCAUUCAGUCACAACUGGAUGUUCUUCAUUCUGACUGGGAAGACUGCUUAGCGAAAAUGAAUUCUCUCAAAGACGGUCUAGAACAAGCUCUACAGCACUGGGCUGCGUUUGAAUCCAGCUGUCAGCUGCUGUCCAACUGGCUCCAGUCAAUGGAAAAAGAAAUCAAGAAGUGUCCACUGAAAUCAACACUUCAAGAAAAACAGGGACAACUUUCAAAAUACACAGAGCUUCUGCAGGAGAUUCAGUGUCAUCAGAGAGAGUUUGACACAUUUACAGAGAAAUCACACACCUUACUUCAUCUCACUUCAGAACCUCAGGUUAGCAGUGCUGUCUCACAGCUCACUAUAAGAUAUCAGGCCUUGCUGACUGCAGCAAAAGAACUUGCCAAGCAGAGUGAGCAAAAUGUGGAAGAUCAUAAACUGUACAACACCAGGUUUGCAGAGAGCACCCAGUGGCUGGUGAAAACCAGAAAGAAGUUCUCUGAAUGUUCACAAGUUGGUAACUCCAGAGCUGAAUUAGAAAAUAAACUGGAGAGAAUACAGGAUAUUGUGCAGGAAAGAGAUGUUGGGUCUGCUAAACUCAGUCUGUGUGUAGAGGCAGGAGAAAAAUUGUACCCAAACACAUCCUCUGAAGGCAGAGACACUAUUCGUCAGGACCUACACAAACUGAAGCUUGACUAUGAAACUGUAUUUGAAGACUUAUCUACUGCACAGAGGGAACUUGAAGUUUCUUUGGUACAAUGGACUUCUUUUGAUGAGAGUUGUGGUCAGGUGAAACAUUGGCUGAAACACAUGCAGUCUCAGUUUGAAAAUAAGAUCCCACUGCGGGCCAGCCUUGAGGACAAAAAAUCACAGCUUCAUUCUUAUAAGGCUCUUCAGCAGGAUGUGCUGUCUUACCAGAGAGUUAUCCAGAACAUCACUGACAAGGCCAGCAUGCUGAUACAAACAAACAGAGACCCAGUAUUUGCCAAGUUUGUUUCCAAAACAGACUCAUCAUACUCUGAACUGUGUGUUGUUGCCAAGGAACAUGUGUACCAGUAUGAAUGUUUUGUGAAAGAACACCAGCAGCUGACUGACCUCUACAAUUCCUGCACUGACUGGGUCCAUAGUCUCCAAGAGAAGCUGUCUGUCAUCUCCCACAUUUCAGGAGACCGCAGUGCAAUCCAGAACCAACUUGAUCAAAUUCAGAGCAUUCUAGCUGCUAAAGCAGAAGAUGAACCCAGGAUCAAAGAGGUGAUGGAACUGUCAGAACAAGUAUUGUCUCAUACAGCUGCAAAAGGGAAACAAGUGAUUCUGAGAGACAGGGAUGUACUUGAUGCUGACUGGCAAGCAUUUAAUCUGGCCCUCACAAAGAGAAAAGAUGACCUAGAAACUUGCAUGAAACUUAGGAAAAGCUUUGAAGUCUGCUAUGACCAUUGUGCAUCCUGGCUAAAGGAUGUGGAAUCCUGUCUAAGGGAUACUGACAUGAGGGCAACACUUCCAGAAAAACAGGCACAUAUUGUGAAACUGAAGAUACUGCAAACUGAAGUAAUAAACCACCAAAGUGAUCUGGACUCUCUGAGUGAUGCAACCCAUGAUCUUAUUCAGAUGAGCUCAGAUUCGUAUGUUACUAGCCAGACAUCUCAACUCAUGGCUAAAUAUCAGGCUUCUUCCAUGAACAUCAAGGAUUUAUGUCACAGAUGGGAACAGAUUGUACUUGAUCAUCAGAUGUAUGUGCAGGCAUUUCACCAAUGCCAGUCAUGGUUGACACAAAUGAAGGAAAAAGUUGCUGUUGUCAGUGAUACAAGUGGAGAUAAAUUAGCAAUCAAGGACAAACUCGACCAAGUCCAGAAUCUUCUACAUGAAAAAGAAGAAGGCAUACAUUUGUUACAAAUAGCAUUAGACAAAAUUCAGACUGUUCUACCCAACACAUCUGUGGCUGGCAGAGAGGACAUGCGACAUGACCUCCAGGUUAUUCAGCAGGAGUAUGACUCAUUGUCUGCUAAACUUAAUGAUGUCAGAGAAAACCACAGCCUCACUUUUGCCCAAUGGACAGUAUUUGAUGACAGUCUUCUACAGCUGCAGAGAUGGCUGAAAGACUUUGAAGACCAGUUAACAGCUGAGACUGCUCUUCAGAACACAUUGCAGGAAAAAAGGUUACAAGUGGAAAGAGUUAAGAUUUUGCAGUUGAAUAUCUCAAGCCAGCAGAGUGUAAUUGAUAAUCUUAAUGAGAAAGUACUGAUCCUGAAGCAGACAAGCAAUGAUAGCAAUCUCAGUGUUCAGAUUUCUCAGGUGGUUGGCAGAUAUGACAAGCUAGUUCAGAAAGUUAAGGACAUGAGGGAAGACUGUGAAAAGAACUUGCUGGAUCACCAGAUCUAUAGAAACACAUACUUGAGUACUUCAGAGUGGCUUGGGUUAGCAGUUAACAGGCGAGACAUGUGCAGUAAUAUAAGAGGAGACAGACUCGCCAUUGAAGCUCAGCUGCAUAAAGUCAAGGAUAUUGCCUUGACUGUGGAAAUGGGUCAGAAACAGUUGCAAGAAACUUUGCAGAAGGGAAGCAUUGUUCUUGAGGAAACAUCACUUCAGGGUCAAAACCUGAUCAAAGAAGAGCUGAGGUUGCUUUCCUGUGACUUUAAUGAUUUUGAGUCAGACCUCAGAGAUAUUGAAAGUAGCCUGGCAACUCUAAAGAACAAGUGGACCAGUUACGAAGAAUUCUAUGAACAACUGAGUCACUGGAUCAAAGACACAGAGAAUACAGUGAAGACUAAUAGUGAACUGAAAACAUCUCUUGAUCAUAAGAAAGAUCAGCUUAGCAGUCACAGAGCACUCCAUGAAGAUAUUCUAGAGCAGCAAGAAGCCUUUAACCAGCUGGUUAAACAAGCACAGGAUCUCUUACAACUGUCAACAGACCGUAGGAUAUCAACACAACUUAAUCAGCUGAUGUCCAGAUAUUCAGCAUUGGUCACUUUGUCAAAGGAUCUUAUGAAGAAAUAUGAACAGAUAGUGCAGGACCAUGAGCACUACAAUAUUGCCUACAAUAAAUCCUGUUCCUGGUUGCACACAAGCAAAGAGGUACUUUCUGUACAUGCAAGCAGCACUGGUGACAGACAUGUUCUUCUGUCACAGCUUGAGAAAAUCAAGGAAUUUGAUGUCAGCAAGAAAGAAGGUGAAAUGUGCAUGCAAACAGCUGUCAGCUGGGGAGAGAAGACUAUGACAAACACUUCUGUUCAGGGCCGGGAGGUGAUUAGAACUGAACUAGAUCAGCUACAGGCUGAGUGGGAUCUCAUGAUUUCACAGGCAAUAGAUAGCAAAGUGAUGCUAGAAUCAAGCCUUCUCCAGUGGAGUGACUAUGAUGCUUCUUAUGAGCAAAUCCUCGGGUGGCUGAAAGUCGUGGAGAAACAAAUCAGGGACACACAGCCAAAGUUUGACCUUAGUGAGAAGAAGGCUGAACUUCAGCGGGUCAAGAUAAUAUACCAGGACAUUGUGUCUUAUGAACAAAUGGUAGAGUCUGUAACAUCUAAGGCUGCAGAUUUAGCUGAAAGGAAUCCAGGAAGUCACACAGUUCUUGAUACGUCUCAGAUUCAGACCAGAUACACAAGUGUGAAGGAGCAGGCAAAGGAUUUGUUGGCUCGUACUGAACAAAUUGUAGCUCAUCAUCAAAACUUCCAUGACAGCUGCCACAGCUUCUCUUCCUGGCUACAGACAGCUGUUGAAAAACUCAGCUUGUGUUCUGAUACCUCCGGGGAGAAGUCGGCAGUAGCAGAUAAAAUUGAGAGGGCAAAGGCAUUGCUUGCUAACACAAAUGAGGGAAACAAACGUCUCUCUCAUGCCACAAAAGCUGGUACACUGUACGAUUUGGAACUUUGCCUGACCAGAUGGGAGGAAUUUGAUGAGAGUUAUCAGCACUUUGGUAACUGGCUGCGAGAGACUGAAGUGUUCCUGCGAGCUGAAUUAAAAUAUCAGGCCACAUUAGAGGAGAAAAAACAAAGCUGGGAGGAAUAUCAACUUCACAGCGAAGAUGCUGUAUCCCAUCAGUCUUUGUUGGACAGAGUUCGUGAGAAAGCACAUGCUCUAUUAGAAAUUAAUGCAGAUGUCAAUACCUCACAUGUUGUCACACAGCUGACCACUAGAUACAAUGGAAUCAUUUCUCUUGGAAAAGAUAUCACAAGUAACCUGGAAGUGUAUUAUAACAAUCACAAGCUGUACACACAGAACCAUAACUUAUUCAACAAAUGGCUGAGAGAGACACAACAGAGGCUUCAAGUCAUCAGUAAUGAUAAGGGUUCUAAAGAAGCUCUGACUGACAGGCUCAGAAAAGUUGAGGACAUUCAAGGAACUCUUGAUGAAGGUCACACACUUUUGCACACAGUUCUGGAAAGCUGUGAAAAGACAUUGCCCAGUACAAAUCAGAAAGGUUCUAUCAUUAUCAGAAAUGAGACAGAUGUAGCCAAAACUGUUUAUGAGAGCAUCCUGUCUCAAGUAUCUCAGGUCAAGCGCAGCUUAGAAGGUUCACUUGUUCACUGGGAUGACUUUGAACAUUCAUACCAGCACUUAUCAGACUGGAUGAUGAAUGUAGAGCACAAACUUGGAACAAGUCCUAACUACAAGUCUGAUCUACCAGAGAAAAAGUCAAACCUUGAGAAAUAUAAGACCAUACAGGCAAAUAUUCAGGCACACAAAGCUCAGCUGGACAAACUUGAAGAGAAGGCAAAUCAAGUCCAAGACAGUUUAGCCAAGUCAAGAACUGCAGAACUGAUUUCUCACUAUGCCAUCCUUGUAGAAAAAAGCAAG